Messenger RNA from Anopheles maculipalpis, 1366 nucleotides. It is a transcript of the gene Mulk, whose product is annotated as acylglycerol kinase, mitochondrial. Gene Ontology annotation, biological process: protein insertion into mitochondrial inner membrane; ceramide biosynthetic process. The transcript is spliced from 3 exons. Gene Ontology annotation, molecular function: ceramide kinase activity; acylglycerol kinase activity; ATP-dependent diacylglycerol kinase activity. Bases 17 to 1357 code for a protein of 446 amino acids. Lineage: Eukaryota; Metazoa; Arthropoda; Insecta; Diptera; Culicidae. The record is from RefSeq and is a predicted model, not a curated record. Gene Ontology annotation, cellular component: mitochondrion; TIM22 mitochondrial import inner membrane insertion complex.
AAAAACGACUCAAAACAUGGCAUUCGUCAUACGUUUCGCUAAAGCCGUCAGGAACAACUGGAAGAAAUCGACCGUCUUCGCAAGCGCGCUCGCAUACGGCGUGUCGUAUUCGAACGAGAAAUAUGAAAUCAAACAGCUAAUGCGAUACUAUUGCACGGAAGCGUCACGGUACGGAGAUGUUAAGAUAGGCUUAAACCAACGACCACCGAAAGUGUUGGUGCUUCUCAAUCCGGCCGCAAAUCGAAAAUCUUCUGAAGAAGAUUUUCACGAGUACUGCGAACCGAUUCUUCAUCUUGCUGGAUUUGAGGUGGAUGUUGUAAAAACCGAUUCCGAAGGACACGCUCGCCGGUACGUUGAGGAGCUGGCAAACCUUCCCGAUGCACUGAUUGUUGGCGGUGGUGAUGGAACUCUUUCCGAGGCCGUGUCCGGCAUGAAACGUCGCCAAGAUGGUGCCCAAUGUCCGAUAGGAGUGUUACCGCUCGGUCGUACCAAUACGCUCGCGAUGAAACUCUUCUGGGCGGAAGGGGCUAAUAAUUCUGAUCUGGAAAAAGUUCGCACGAUGGCAAAUGCGGCUUAUGCGGUUAUUGCUGGCAAGAAGGAAAAGACCGAUGUUAUGCGUAUUGAGGUGCUGCCAAGUGUGGCGGAUGAAACUCCACCCGAGAAACCGGUGUACGCCGUCGGUGCACUGCAGUGGGGUGCAUUCCGGGACAUUCUCGCACUGAGGGAUAAGUACUGGUAUACGGCUUCGCUGCGAGAUUAUACUGCUUUCCUGUUCAAUGCUUUCGAUGGAGCACACACAUGGAACUGUAAGGCAAAGAUCGCCUACACGGAACCGUGCAGUGGAUGCAGCAAUUGCUACAAGGAUAUGGACGAUCAAUGGGCAGCUGCUAAAAGGCAGGAACAGCAGCCACGCCGAUGGUGGUCGGUGUUUGUGCCACGCUCGAAAACGGUUCCGAAGACGGAUUAUACUAAAAUUAUUAAUGACAGAUGCUCCGUGCGGCACGAGCUGGAGGUGGAUCCUUCGGAACUUGUGAUCAAAACUGGCAACGUAGCGGUUGAAGAAAAGGAGAACGAAAAGGGUGAAGGUUCCACCAAGCUGGAAGUGCUCGUUGGGGAGCAGGCUGAUUCAAGCUUCAAUUUCAUUGGCGAAAGCUGGGGACGUGUGAAGAGUAGGAAAUUCUUCGAGUAUCCUGCCAAGGAUAGCAUCAGCGUGCGAACGGUGGAACUUUUGCCGGAACGGUUAAAGGUAGAAGAAAGCGACCCAGAACUGUACUACUCCAUCGACAAUGAGGCUUACGAGGUGCGUCCCGUACGGAUAACGUUGGUGCCGAAGGCUGUAGAAAUAUUUACCUUCUAGAAGCAAUAA